This is a messenger RNA of Vicia villosa (hairy vetch), 958 nucleotides long. Its product is annotated as protein RGF1 INDUCIBLE TRANSCRIPTION FACTOR 1-like. The coding region runs from base 241 to 867 and encodes 208 amino acids. The transcript has 4 exons. The record is from RefSeq and is a predicted model, not a curated record. Lineage: Eukaryota; Viridiplantae; Streptophyta; Magnoliopsida; Fabales; Fabaceae.
UCAUCCGUCCAUCCCCAUUACUUGCUUAAUUUAUUCACCCUUUUUCGUCUCUAAUACACUAGAGUUCUCUUUUGCGUUGUUUUGUCGUUGAAUUCUAAGUUGAAGGCCGUUUACUCUCUCUUUCUCUCUGCAUUUUCGUUUUCAUCUUCCUCUCCCAAUCUCCGUCAAUUGAAUCUCAAAACCAAACCACUCUUCUUUCAAUCCACAUUGAGUCCCACAUUAUCAACCACUCUACACACAAUGGACACAGUGUUGGUGCCGCCAUGGCUUGAGCCAUUGCUGAAAACACCGUUUUUCAAUAUGUGCCGGAUUCACGCCGAUGCGGCCAGAAAUGAGUGUAACAUGUAUUGUUUAGACUGCAACAAUGGCGACGGCGCCUUCUGCUUUUAUUGCCGUUCUUCACGGCACAAAGAUCAUCCGGUCAUUCAGAUAAGAAGAUCAUCUUAUCACGAUGUAGUGAGGGUGUCAGAGAUUCAGAAAGUGUUGGACAUAAGUGGAGUACAAACAUAUGUGAUAAACAGUGCCAGAGUUUUGUUCUUGAAUGUGAGGCCUCAACCAAAAUCUGGGAAAGGAGUAGCUCACAUUUGUGAGAUUUGUGGAAGGAGUCUCUUGGAUUCAUUUAGGUUCUGUUCUUUGGGAUGUAAGCUUGAAAGAAUAAAGAAAAAUGGAGAUGCAAGCUUUGCCAUGGAGGGGGGUAAGAAUGAAGCAAUGAGAAUGGAGGGGGUAUCAAGUAGUAGAUCAGAAGAAGAAUUGCGUGAAGGCUCAACACAAGAUAUGUAUCCAGUCACGCCUCCUCCACCUCCUUUAAAUGCAAGAAGAAGAAAAGGUAUUCCUCAUAGGGCACCUUUUGGUUCUUCUUCAUUCUAAUGAAUCAAAAUUGGUACAUAUUCAAAUUUCAAUUUACAAUACAAACCCUAUUUGGUGGGAAAAAAAGAACCUAGUUAUUAUUAUUUUAUAA